Alternaria conjuncta is the source of this 636-nucleotide messenger RNA. RefSeq lists its product as uncharacterized. NCBI's taxonomy places the organism in Eukaryota, Fungi, Ascomycota, Dothideomycetes, Pleosporales, Pleosporaceae. The coding region runs from base 1 to 636 and encodes 211 amino acids. The transcript has 2 exons. The record is from RefSeq and is a predicted model, not a curated record.
AUGCAAGACCCCGGCAAGCCGGAAGCCCAUUUCGCUUUUGAGUUGCUUUCUGGCUUCAUGGAUGCGCUCUGGCAGACGGCGAAGCUGAAAUACAAUGCAGAAGCCGAGAACUGGUCUGUGGAGUCCGACGGCCAUGAUAAAGAGGUUGAUGUAGAUGGGAUCGUUGACAUUCUUGUGGGUACUGGGCUGGUGGAUAACGAGAAAGAUGCCCAGGUUUUGGUCUAUUCCUCGCUUGCCCGAUGCACAGUAUGGAAAGACCCACCAGAAAGAGAUGGGUCUACUUCCACGGCCCAUCAGCAUUCCGAUCCGCCCCUAUCUGCGGGCUUCACUACUCAUAACGAGAUCCCACGAAGGAGUCAAUCGAGACCCACCACCGCUGGAACAGCGCAAGCGGAUGAGAAUUUGCAAGACGACGCUGCAACCCCCAGCAAUCCCGAACACCGACCCACUCCCGCACCAAUCAUACCGAUAUCCAACGUAUUCGAACCCACACAAGCAGAAGAGAGUUCUAAAGCCGGCUCUGUGACAUCCAGAGUCUCUGCUCAUCAGCCAGUUCCUACGCCAAGCACACCAUCACCUCGUGCUUCAGAAACCAUGCUAUCACUGGGUGACAAGGGCAAACACGCGGCAAAUUAG